UGUCCCGUUGCAGGCUGUAGCAAAGCCUUUACGCGUGCGUAUAACUUGCGAUCGCAUCAACGAACGCAUACGAAUGAACGACCCUUCUUGUGUGAAGUGUGUGGCAAGGCGUUUGCACGGCAGCAUGACAGAAAGAGACAUGAAGCGUUGCAUUCAGGUGUCAAGGCGCAUGCGUGUCCGGGUUGUAACAAGAAGUUUGCUCGGAUGGACGCGUUGAGUAGGCAUUUCAAAAGC
This is a messenger RNA of Protomyces lactucae-debilis, 234 nucleotides long. RefSeq lists its product as uncharacterized. Lineage: Eukaryota; Fungi; Ascomycota; Taphrinomycetes; Taphrinales; Protomycetaceae. The transcript has a single exon. The record is from RefSeq and is a predicted model, not a curated record. The annotation marks the transcript as partial.